This is a messenger RNA of Telopea speciosissima, 2613 nucleotides long. Its product is annotated as adagio protein 1-like. The record is from RefSeq and is a predicted model, not a curated record. The transcript has 2 exons. Gene Ontology annotation, molecular function: protein binding. Gene Ontology annotation, cellular component: SCF ubiquitin ligase complex; nucleus; cytosol. Bases 236 to 2065 code for a protein of 609 amino acids. Gene Ontology annotation, biological process: response to blue light; circadian rhythm. NCBI's taxonomy places the organism in Eukaryota, Viridiplantae, Streptophyta, Magnoliopsida, Proteales, Proteaceae.
CCUUCAAAACCUAACUCUUAUCUGCAUUUUUCAUUCUAUCAUCUCCAAUAGUAUGGUUUCACUGAGAUUUUUCUACCCUUCUUCACUUCUCCUUGUUUGAAAAAUUAUUGUUUUGAGUUUCUGGGUUUGUCUUGGAUUGGCAAGUGCAGUUUCGGGUAUAUUGGUUUGAUUUAUGGUGAUGGGUUGAAGAAGGAAUUUUGAACACUGAGACUUUGUGAUAGAGCGAAGGGGAAUUAUGGAGUGGGAUAGUGAUACAGACGGGAGUGGUGAUGAGGAAGGGUUUUUACUGAACGAUGGAGGACCUUUGUCAUUUACAAUUGGAAGUUUGCUUCAGACGUCUACUUGUGGGUUUGCGGUUACGGAUGCUUUGGAGCCUGACCAUCCAAUUAUAUAUGUUAAUACUGGGUUCGAGCUGGCUACUGGGUAUAGAGCAGAAGAAGUCCUUGGACGGAAUUGCCGCUUUUUGCAAUGCAGAGGACCAUUUGCUAAAAGGAGGCAUCCGCUGGUGGACUCUACUGUGGUUUCAGAAAUACGAAGAUGCCUCGAGGACGGGGUUGAUUUCCAGGGUGACUUGUUGAAUUUUAGAAAAGAUGGUACUCCCUUGAUGACCAGAUUGAGGCUGACCCCUAUACUUGGUGAUGAUGAUACAGUAACUCAUGUUAUUGGCAUCCAGUUCUUCACAGAAGCAAAUCUUGAUCUGGGUCCACUGCCUGGAUCUUCAGCAAAAGAAUCAACAAGAUCAUCUGAUCGGUUUCAUUCGGAUCUUUCCUCUUACAGGCAUGUUCCAGCUGGGCAAGGAAUUGUUCCUCGUGACUUUUGUGGUAUAUUUCAAUUGAGUGAUGAGGUCUUGUGUCAAAAAAUACUUUCACGGCUAACACCAAGAGAUAUUGCUUCUGUUGGUUCUGUGUGCAAGCGGCUUUACUAUUUGACAAGGAACGAGGAUCUGUGGAAAAUGGUUUGUCAAAAUGCAUGGGGCAGUGAAACCACUCGUGUGUUGGAGACAGUGCCUGGGGCUAAAAGAUUGGGAUGGGGCCGAUUAGCCAGGGAACUAACCACACUUGAAGCUGCUGCAUGGAGAAAGUUGACUGUUGGAGGUACUGUAGAGCCCUCUCGCUGCAAUUUCAGUGCCUGUGCUGUUGGGAAUCGGAUUGUUCUCUUUGGUGGAGAGGGGGUCAACAUGCAGCCAAUGAAUGACACAUUUGUGUUGGACUUAAAUUCUCCUAAUCCAGAGUGGCAAUAUGUCAAAGUGAGCUCCCCACCCCCUGGCAGAUGGGGUCACACGCUUUCCUGUGUGAAUGGAUCUCACUUGGUUGUGUUUGGAGGCUGUGGAAGGCAGGGUUUGCUCAAUGAUGUUUUCGUAUUGGAUUUGGAUGCACAAGAUCCUGCUUGGCGUGAGAUCUCUGGUUUGGCCCCACCACUCCCAAGAUCAUGGCACAGCUCAUGCACCCUUGAUGGCACCAAGUUAAUAGUAUCUGGAGGUUGUGCAGAUUCUGGGGUACUUCUCAGCGACACAUUCUUGCUGGAUCUGUCAAUGGAGAACCCUGUGUGGAGGGAGAUUCCGGUAGCAUGGACUCCUCCAUCCAGGUUGGGUCAUACACUCUCAGUCUAUGGUGGACGGAAGAUAUUGAUGUUUGGUGGUCUGGCAAAGAGUGGGCCACUUCGGUUCCGUUCAAGUGAUGUCUUCACCAUGGAUCUUAGUGAGGAUGAGCCAGGUUGGAGAUGUGUAACUGGGAAUGGAAUGCCAGGUGCUGGAAAUCCAGGCGGUAUAGCUCCACCUCCCCGGCUUGAUCAUGUGGCUGUGAGCCUCCCUGGUGGUAGGAUCUUGAUCUUUGGUGGGUCUGUGGCUGGUCUUCAUUCCGCUUCUCAGCUCUAUCUCUUGGAUCCGAGUGAUGAGAAGCCAACCUGGAGGAUAUUAAAUGUACCUGGACGACCUCCAAGAUUUGCUUGGGGACACAGUACAUGCAUUGUUGGAGGAACGAGGGCUAUAGUUCUUGGAGGACAAACUGGAGAAGAGUGGAUGCUGAGUGAGCUUCAUGAACUGUCACUGGCAAGUUCUGUCGUGUGAUGCAGGAGAAGUAUAAUGGUAAGUUUCAUAGUUCAUACACAUUUAAUACUUGUCUGUUGUAUGGGUAGAAAGAAUUUUCUUUAACAGUUAGAAAAUGGAAGAACAUUUCAGUAGCAAGCAAACAGGUUCUAUGUUGGUCGAUUGUUGCUUACUUGCUUGUUAGGGAGUCUGCUGGAACUGACUAAUAUUGCUCUUCAGGACACUGCUUUCCAUCAUUUGUCUGCAUUGCAGUUUUCCUCAUACCAGGUUCUCUUCAUGAAGGCUAUGUUUAUAAAUGACAGUGUUCUAUUGACUUUUGUGAGGCGUGAAACUGCCUUAUAUUAGUGAGCACAUUGCACUGGGAUCCUGUCUAUUUGGUCAGGUAAGUAGUCAUGGGAAAUAGGUAAUGUUAUCUAUGUACGGUUCGGUUUCUUUUGUAUUUUCGUGUUGCUUUGGCCCCCAUGUAUUAUGGAGAACAGAAAGAAAGAGAAAUGAAGAGCGCUGUAUAUAAUGAGUUGUUCUGUUUGAGUCAUAUAUAUUUAAGGUGGGGGUUUACUCUCCUUCCUACU